Molecule: messenger RNA, 722 nt
Organism: Pecten maximus
Lineage: Eukaryota; Metazoa; Mollusca; Bivalvia; Pectinida; Pectinidae
Exons: 2
Coding region: 174-695 (173 amino acids)
Source: RefSeq, a predicted model, not a curated record
CUAAGAUAGGUACUAUCUCAAGUGUAGAGAUAAGCUCUGCUCACGACAUAAUAUGUGUAAUUCUUGCUUUUUGUGGUCAAUCGGACACCAGCUGUGGAAUCGAUACGACACUCUGGAAACUGACCGCAAGAGCAACACCACCCCUGAUUCCAAAAGUGUCUGGUGUAGCCACGAUGGAGAGAUGGGCCACAAGCGGCGACUCUGUGAUUGUAACAGGCCUGCUCUUCGUCAUUAGUCUCCGUUUAGUGGGGGCGCAGAUGUUUUCAGCAACACUGGAUGAUCCUAAGCUAAACCUCAGAAUGAGCCAAUGUCGGGAGACAUGUGGUAAUAAAUACUUUGAAUGCAAAAUUGGAAAAUGUGAAAGUGGAGAUUUCGGAUCGGAAGAGGGUUACGGACUGUGCAUUGACCUCUGUACAGAAAUUUUCUAUGCAUGCUUGAACGAAUGUGAAAGAAAAAUCACCCCUGCCCCCACUACCACCCCGCCUACUGUGGCAGCGGGCGAAACCCUACCCCCGGGCGUUUACGAGCUUAUUCGGAAUUUACACAACACAAAGGGUAUCAGUGGACGAAAUUCAGUUUUGAAUGACAACACCGUGAAUUCGAAACAGACGAGUGGUAUAGAGCUUGCUGGGAAAGACUACCUCAACAGAUUAAGCACAGUUAAACCCUUUUCAUUCACUGGUAUACAUGACUAAGCCUACCAUUAAACAACUUUAACUAUU